Lottia gigantea (owl limpet) is the source of this 597-nucleotide messenger RNA. RefSeq lists its product as hypothetical. The coding region runs from base 1 to 597 and encodes 198 amino acids. The record is from RefSeq and is a predicted model, not a curated record. The transcript is spliced from 5 exons. NCBI's taxonomy places the organism in Eukaryota, Metazoa, Mollusca, Gastropoda, Lottiidae.
AUGUUUCAGAAACACAGGCUAGUCCAACAUGAAGCCACCAAAGCAGUGACAAAAUUUGGUGAUUAUGAAAAAAGAUAUAAACUGGUUUCUAGAAUGUUGUAUAAGUUAUUUGAGACAUUGGAAGAAGUCAGAAUGAAUACUACUUUAUUUGAUCUAAAACCUGGCCCUUUAUUUCCCGAGGAAGAGAAAGAACGAGCUUCUAUAUCUAAAAUCUAUGAGAAUGUGUUUUUAUUUGGUGAUCUGUUACUAAGAAUGCCAGAUAUGGUUCAUUCUAUAUAUGAUCACAUACGUCAAUGGAGAUAUGUACUAGGUUGGGCUAAGGAAUGGUGUGACCUGUCCAAGUUUUUUGAAGGACCAUCUAAAGUUAUAUUAGAUGCUAUAUUUCAAGAGGUGAAUAUAAUUUAUAAAGAUGAAGAUUGGAAACCAGAUUACAGUAAUAUGACUGAAGUUGAGAUAGAUUUAGUGAAGACCUAUUAUGAAAAACAUUUUCGUGCAGAGGAACUAAAAAAAGCUAAGAAAACGGCAGCAAAAAAUGUGAAAAAAGAGAAGAAGAAGAUUAAAAAAGGACCAAGAUUGUCUAAAAAUGAUGAGCUUUGA